This is a messenger RNA of Desarmillaria tabescens, 336 nucleotides long. RefSeq lists its product as uncharacterized. The coding region runs from base 1 to 336 and encodes 111 amino acids. Lineage: Eukaryota; Fungi; Basidiomycota; Agaricomycetes; Agaricales; Physalacriaceae. The transcript is spliced from 2 exons. The record is from RefSeq and is a predicted model, not a curated record.
AUGUAUGAAGCUUUAGCUAGUGUGACCACUAACAUCGAGGACACCCUCUAUAUCAUGCUGGAUGACAUCAGGGUUGUUGAAGCUCAAAAAAUUGCCAACAGUGGAGUGGCAUACAUGUUCAACUCGGAUGAUGCAGCCACAUGGCUCCACACACCUGGAGCACUAGAGAACAUACAGAGAGCAGCAGGUGAUGAGACAUCAGCAAGUCUACAGCUCAACAAUGUCAUCAUCCCAUUUGCACUGACUACCAUUGACAUUGAGGACAAUGCGACAUGGCAUAGCAUCGAGAAUAGCAGUGGGCUGACAACAGACAAUGAGAAGCACAUCUCAUAUUAG